Mangifera indica (mango) is the source of this 759-nucleotide messenger RNA. RefSeq names its product non-specific lipid transfer protein GPI-anchored 31-like. Gene Ontology annotation, molecular function: lipid binding. Bases 125 to 652 code for a protein of 175 amino acids. The record is from RefSeq and is a predicted model, not a curated record. NCBI's taxonomy places the organism in Eukaryota, Viridiplantae, Streptophyta, Magnoliopsida, Sapindales, Anacardiaceae. Gene Ontology annotation, biological process: lipid transport. The transcript is spliced from 3 exons.
CCCACACGGCAACUUUUCUCUCUUUUUCUUUUUGAAAGGAGCAAUCUCUCUCUCAUUUAUUUAUUUCAGCUCUGGCAGUCACACCCAUCCACAUUCUCUCUCAAGUCAACAACAGCAGCAGAGCAUGGCAUCCAAACUUGCUUUCUUGUUGAUUCUCUCAAUCUACGCCGUUCAUCUUGGUGAUUGCGCCAAUAACGCGGCUGCCCCAGCGCCGGCCGUCGACUGUUCGAGUCUGAUAGUGAACAUGGUGGAUUGUCUCUCAUUUGUUUCGGCGGGAAGUACGGAGACGAAACCGGCAGCGACAUGCUGUUCGGGGCUUAAAAAAGUGUUAAAAACUGAUGCUGAGUGCCUUUGUGAAGCCUUUAAGAGCAGUGCCUCUUUGGGUGUUACUUUGAAUGUCACAAAGGCCCUCACUCUCCCUGAUGCCUGCAAAGUCUCUACCCCCCCUGCCAGCAAGUGUAAUCUGUCUCUUUCUCCUGCUGGUGCACCUGGUGUGUCUCCAAGUGGUGCAGCAGCUCCUUCACCCACGAGUGGAGGAGAAAAUGAGCAAGCCCAAGCACCAGCUCCAGCGUCCUCAGCUUCCUCAAUGCUUUCCAUUUCAGUUGGAUCCUUGAUCAUAGCCUUAGCUUUUGCAUUGUUUUGUAGUUUCUGAGGCUGAGGGAAGAGGGAGACAUCCAUCAUGAGUAUUGCUAUUAUCAUUUUCAUGUGACUGGACUGCACUAUUAUUAUGACAUGUAGUUGUGUUUCUAUUGUCCUUAA